This is a messenger RNA of Aquila chrysaetos chrysaetos, 902 nucleotides long. RefSeq names its product feather beta keratin-like. Gene Ontology annotation, cellular component: intermediate filament. The record is from RefSeq and is a predicted model, not a curated record. The coding region runs from base 46 to 471 and encodes 141 amino acids. Lineage: Eukaryota; Metazoa; Chordata; Aves; Accipitriformes; Accipitridae. The transcript has 2 exons. Gene Ontology annotation, molecular function: structural constituent of cytoskeleton.
UCUUCAAUUAGAGAGUCUGUUGGAAAAUUACUGCCUGUAUAUACCAUGACUGCGCACCUGGGGCGGUGCUGGAGCAGUAUAAAAGCCAGAGCAAAUAGCCAGUCUUUCAUCCACUUCUUUCACCUCUUUCUCCUUGAGGAUCAGGUACACCUCCGGACCAAAGACAUGUCCUGCUACAACCAGUGCCUGCCCUGCCAGCCCUGCGGCCCAACCCCGCUGGCCAACAGCUGCAAUGAGCCCUGUGUCAGGCAGUGCCAGGACUCCACCGUCGUCAUUGAGCCCCCUGCUGUGGUGGUGACCCUGCCCGGCCCCAUCCUCAGCUCCUUCCCACAGAACACCGCCGUGGGAUCCUCCACCUCCGCUGCCGUUGGCAGCAUCCUCAGCUCUGAGGGAGUGCCCAUCUCCUCCGGGGGCUUUGGCCUCUCCGGCUUCGGCAGCCGCUACUGCGGCAGGAGGUGCCUCCCCUGCUAAAGCUGCUGGCGAUGGCCCUGGGCAAGGCCACCAGGGACCCAGGAGAUGGUACCGCACUGGGGACGGAGCAUCGGCUUGUUGCUUUCAGAGAGGCUGAGCAACCCCAGCACCCCUUGCAAAAGGACAGGGCCAGCCUCAGCUCUGAGAAAGCACAGCCCUUGCCUGCCUUUCCCCUCUUCCGCUCUCUCCUUUCCCUCCCGUCUCCUUGUUCUCUUGUGCUGCCCUGGGCUGUGAGCCCCACAAAGCCAGCCUAGGGAAGAGCUGCUGACCCUCCAGCCUCUGUGGGGCAGGCAGAUGGACACCUGGAAGGAUUUACGCCGCAGCCAUGGGGUGCAGACUCCUUUAUUCCCCUGGUGUGCCCUGCACUGAGGCCUCCACUCAGAUCAACCUCAUAUCCCUCUUUUGACUCAUUAAAGUUCUGCUGCAUCCCA